Panicum hallii is the source of this 1500-nucleotide messenger RNA. Its product is annotated as benzyl alcohol O-benzoyltransferase-like. The record is from RefSeq and is a predicted model, not a curated record. The transcript has 2 exons. NCBI's taxonomy places the organism in Eukaryota, Viridiplantae, Streptophyta, Magnoliopsida, Poales, Poaceae. The coding region runs from base 46 to 1380 and encodes 444 amino acids.
GAUCUAGCUGCUAGGACGGUCCAACCCAGACGCCGCCCGGCCAGCAUGACGACGCUGACAUUCGCCGUGCGCCGGCACGCUCCGGAGCUCGUCGCCCCCGCGGUGCCGACGCCACGCGAGACCAAGCGCCUCUCCGACAUCGACGACCAAGACGGGCUGCGCGCGCACGUGCCGACCGUCUUCUUCUACCGCGGCGCGCGCCGCCGGGACGACGACCCGGCGGCCGUCAUCCGCCGCGCGCUCGGCGAGGCGCUGGUGCCGUACUACCCGCUCGCCGGGCGGCUCAGGGAGGUCGCGGGGCGGAAGCUGGUGGUUGACUGCACCGCCGAGGGGGUGCUGUUCGUGGAGGCCGACGCCGACGUGCGGCUGGCCGAGCUGGAGGCGGCCACCGGGGUGAUCAGGGAGCCGCUCCCCUGCAUGGACCAGCUGCUCUUCGACGUGGAAGGCUCCAGCGGCAUGCUCAACUGUCCCUUUCUGCUCAUCCAGGUGACCCGGCUGCUCUGCGGCGGCUUCGUCUUCGCGCUCCGGCUCAACCACGUCAUGUGCGACGCCACCGGCAUCGCCCAGUUCAUAUUCGCAGUGGCCGAGCUCGCACGGGGCCUACCUUCGCCGACCGUCUCGCCAGCGUGGUCCCGCGAGCUCCUGGAGGCGCGCAGCCCGCCACGCCCAGCAUUCCCUCACCGCGAGUACGACGCCGUGCCGCCAACGGCGGCAGCACCGCCUCCCGGCGACGUGAUCUCGCGGACCUUCACCUUCACCCGGGCCGACAUCGCCGCCAUCAAGGAAGGCCUCCCGCCACACCUCCGCGACAAGGUCACGACCUUCGAGGCGGUCGCGGCGGGCGUCUGGCGAGCCCGCACGGUGGCGCUCGACCUCCCGGCGGACGACGAGCUGCGGCUGGCGGUGGUCGCCAACUUCAGGCGCGUGCGCGAGCUCGGCCUCCCCGCUGGGUACUAUGGCAACGCCUGCAUCUUCCUCAUGGCCGUGACCACUGCAGGGGCGCUGCGAGCCGGCUCGCUCGGCGACGCGGUGGAACUGGUGCGGGAAGCCAAGGUGGCGGUGACCGCCGAAUACGUGCGGUCCACGGCCGACCAUCUCGUGCUGCGCGGGCGGCCGAACGUGGCGCCGGCAAACCUCCUCCUCGUGUCGGACAGCCGGCACGCGGGGUUCCAGCGCGUGGACUUCGGCUGGGGAGAGCCGGUGUACGGUGGCCCCGUGCAUACGCAGCCCAGCACGGCCCUUCUCAUCGCAGCUAGGAACGUUGACGGGGAGGACGAGCUGGUGGUGCCGAUCAUGCUGACGCAGCCGGCCAUGGAUCGGUUCGCUUCAGAGAUUGAGAUGUUGGUCACGGGUGGCUCCGGCAGCAUUCUAGCUAGUUGAAGUUGCUACUGGAUCGAUCUGGCCAUGCCCGUGCCAGGGCGAGCUCAAGCGCCUGUACGUUGAUGGAUGAACACUUCUAUGCAGUGGCGGAGGACGCCGAAAAUUUCAGGUGUGGCGGUG